Molecule: messenger RNA, 767 nt
Organism: Rhagoletis zephyria (snowberry fruit fly)
Lineage: Eukaryota; Metazoa; Arthropoda; Insecta; Diptera; Tephritidae
Source: RefSeq, a predicted model, not a curated record
UAGUCGUAUUCUCGCUCAAAAUGAUCAAGGUCAAGAAACCAAAAGCCAUUGUGCUCGACAUUUGCGACAUUGCCGUCAAGACUGGCUUUAACGAAAAGAAAAUUAUGCCGUACUUUCGCUCACAUGUCAAGAGCUUCCUUGAGGAAAACUGGGCCAAGCCGGAAACUCAGGAAGACAUUGAUUGCAUUCGCAACGAGCCACUCGUGGACGGGGCUCCUAAAAUUCCCGCCAAAAGCGCUGAAAAGGCCGAAGUGAUUUCCGCUGUGCUCAGCUACGUCAACUUUCAAGAGGGCAAAAAGUUGGAGCCCAAAGGAUAUUGUGCGCUCAAGCGCCACGUCAUUUUCUCUGGCUACGACAAAGGUCUUUUGGAGACUUUGGUCUUUAGCGACGUGGCACUUCAGAUUCAAAAGUGGCGUUGUGACAUGCAAAUUCGUCUUUUUGCCGUGUCCAAGGGCUGCACGGAAGCUACCAAGCGCUUUCUCACCGCCACCAACCAUGGCGAUCUGAACCUACUGAUUGAAAGCCACUUUGGAGCUGACAUGGGGCCACUCACUGAAAAGGGCACCUUUGAGAAGAUUCUGGCCAGCAUCAAACAACCGCCGGAAGAUGUCCUCUUUCUCACCAAGUUUUUGGACGAGUAUGUCACUGCCAAGUCGGCCAACAUGGUUGCUGUUCAGCUGGUUUGUCGCCGCCAGGCUGAAGAAGUCAAAGACACCAACGUGCCGGUGAUUCGCGUUCGAUCUCUCAAUGAGCUGCAGUUUGAAUGA